GGCAGCGGGAGUCCGCGCGCGGGCGGCGUCACGAGGGGCGGGGCGGAGGCUCGCCGGGAAGUUGCUCCCGACAAGUUGCAGCCAUGUAAGUAACGCCGCGGCCGCUGGGCGGACACCGCCUUGGCCCGGGCACCUCAGAGGAAGCAGAAGGCAGGCGCCACCCUGCGCUCCGCGGAGGCCCCGAAAGGCUUCCACCGGAGGAAGCUCUCAUCUCCUGAAACCGGCUCUUUAUUCGCUGCCGAAAGCGGAAGACCUGGGCGAGGACCCGAGGGGCGAGGUGGCCGACGAGGGGACGGCGCGGCGGGCCCACUGGGUGUCCUGCAGGGUGCAGUUCCGGCGGACACUCCCGGGGGCUGAGCACGGCCCGGGACACCGAGGAAGCGGACGCGGGGUCGGGAGGCUGCCCCUCGGUUCCGCCUCCCCAUCGCCCGACGGCCGGCCGGGCCAUGUCCGGAGACCCGGGCUCGGCGGCCCCCCCCGCCGCCCCGGCGUUCCGGAAGCCCGCCCCGCGGAGCCUCAGCUGCCUCUCGGACCUGUACGGAGGUGCGGCCCCGGAGCCGAGGCCCUGCAGGCCCCCUGGUAGCCCGGGCCGCGCGCCGCCGCCACCACCGCCGCCGUCUGGCUGCGACCCCCGCCUGCGGCCCAUCAUCCUGCGGCGGGCGCGCUCGCUGCCCAGUUCGCCCGAGCGCCGCCAGAAGGGCGCGGGCGCGCCGGGCGCUGCGUGCCGGCCGGGCUGCAGCCGGCAGCACCGCGUGCGCUUCGCCGACGCGCUGGGCUUGGAGCUGGCACAGGUCAAGGUGUUCAACGCGGGCGACGACCCGUCGGUGCCCCUGCACGUGCUGUCCCGGCUCGCCAUCAACUCGGACCUGUGCUGCAGCAGUCAGGACCUGGAGUUCACCCUGCAGUGCCUGGUGCCCGACUUCCCCCCGCCCGUCGAGGCCCCGGAUUUCGGAGAGCGCCUGGGGCGGCAGCUCGUGUGCCUGGAACGCGUCACCUGCUCGGACCUGGGCAUCAGCGGUACCGUGCGCGUGCGCAACGUGGCCUUCGAGAAGCAGGUGGCCGUGCGCUACACCUUCUCGGACUGGCAGAGUGCGCACGAGGCGGGGGCGAGGUGGCGCGGGCCGGCGGGCGCUGAGGGCUCCGAGGACGUCUUCGCCUUCGGCUUCCCGGUCCCGCCCUUCCUGCUAGCGCUCGGCUCCCGCGUGCACUUCGCGCUGCGCUACCGCGUGGCGGGCGCCGAGUACUGGGACAACAACGACGGCCGAGACUACAGCCUCACGUGCCGAAACCACGCCCUGCACAUGCCACGCGGGGAGUGCGAGGAGAGCUGGAUCCACUUCAUCUGAGCCUCCGCGCGCAGGCCGCCCCGGCGGACACUUCCUAGCAGCACGCUGGCAUCCGGGUGGUGCUCCUCCCUCACACCCCUUCCCCACCCCGAGCUCCUGGAAGCUCACUUCCUGCUGCAAGGUGUGCUGGCAGUGGCCUGUCCUGUCCCACCUGCAACGUUUAUGGUCUAAAAAGUAGCCUCAGGUGCCAGAAGGCCGAGCCUGUGCUGGGGUGGGGUGCUGGGUGAGUAGACGCAUGGGUGUGUCGGCCCAUCCCAGGGUGUUCUUGGAAAGGCCUGCAUCUCCCCGCUGGGAAAGCCUGUGGCUUUUGCAUGUGUCCUGAUUGGAUCUCCGUGAAUGCAGUUACUGUUAUCAUUGUGAUGUUGGGACCUUUUACCUGAGUGGAUGCCUUCCCGGGAAUAUUCUGGAUUUAGUAAGCUAAGAAAACGUCUGGUUGUGUGUUUGUGCUCACUGUAAACAGAAUGUACAGUGUGACCCCAUCGUGGUCCCUCAAGGCAUUCCCGACCCGGGACACGGAAAACCCGAGAUCACAUUUGCUUGCCAAUAUCUGUAGGCUUCUCACAGCCGGGAAACUAUUAAUAGGCAAGAAAUUUAUGCUUCAUCAGUCAUCAUACAACCAUUCCUGGGAGUUCAGGCUGCCCUGUUUAGGCUGUGUGUCUCCUACACCAGCAGCCGAGAAGAAGGAACAUGCUUAAAACUUAUAACUAGCAAGAUAGCCCUUCUGCAGUCUCUCCUCUCACUUAAUGUAUUUUUCUUGUUAUGUGUUUGAUAAUUAUGAUCUGCACUUUAUCAGGCCAUUCUGUGUAGGUUUGAACUACCUACACAUUUAAAGAAAUUCUGCCUUAAGUUAUUUCAAUUUUAGGCAACUCUGUAGAAUUUCAGGCAAGGAUGCCCUUUCAAAUUACCUUUUUGAUGAUAAAAGGUGACUCUGUUUAUAUCUUCUUAAGUGUCAAAGGUUCCAGCAGUCAUCUUUCAGAAGACAUGUUACCAAGUGGAACUAGCAGGUAUUUUCAGCAACAGACAGAGCACUGGAGGAAAAACAAUACACAAAUAUUUAUGCUUUUUAAUUAUUUUAAAUUAGAUUUGUAUGUGCCUGGUUUUACCAGCUACCUGCCAACUGUAUUCUUUGUGCCUUCAGAUAGAAAAUUUUAUUACAUUAUCUGAACUUGUUUCCCAGUUUUAAAACAUUAAAUGCUUUUUGUAAAAAAAAAAAAAAGAAAAGAAAAGAAAGAAAAAAAAAUUUAAACCAAGAAGUCAAGACGUUUGUCCCCUGCAGGGUGCCGCAAUGACUUAAAACUCUCUGGGAGGGGCUCAUGAUUUUUUGGGUCCUGAGUGAUAGUCCUGACAGCAGGUGCUAGCACUGAGGUGUGAAAACCCAGCUAAGAUGGACACGGUUUCCAACUUGGAAGUUGGCUUCUGGUACAGUUGAAACCAUGUGAUCCAUGUUGUGUUAGGUGUCACCAGUGAAUUAACUCUAAAUUUUUGAAUGCUUGUUGCCAUUUGGCAAAUAGGUGUAAAGGAUGAGUUUUGCCUUUUAACUGAUUUUAUAUAUAUAUAUAUAUAUAUGAUUGAAACUUGUGUUUUGAUUCCAACAACAGGGAUGACUUUCUUUGGUAACUUCUGGUCUAAAAAUACUGAAUUUUUAUUUGAAAUAUUGUGACUAAAUUGAACAGUCAUUGCCUCUUAGCACUGUGUACUACAUUGGCAUACCAGAGGGAGAGAAGCCUGGUUCCAUUUCCUGCUAUUUAACUAACUGUCCAGUUAGGUCAGCAAGUCUGUGAGGGCCUUGGCUGCUGUGCCCUGGAUCCUGGCCCAGCGUGCAAGGCGCUUGUCCAGAGCAUUCAGGUAUGAGCUAGUGCUGGCGCAUGUGUUGUAAAGUCAUGUAGAGAACCUUAUAAUCCACCUGAAGAUCACUUGUCAAAAAGGUUCUGGUCACAGAGUAUGAAAUAAAUGUUAUAUCUUCAAUAUUAAGAGAACCUCAACGUGCCUUUGAAAAAAAGGAUCAACAUUUAAAAAUGUUAAAGCUUAAACAUAUCUGCCUAGUUGAUCAAGGAGCAGUGGAACAGCUUAAGGAGAUUUUCAGACCUGAAAACACACUUAUGUGGCCUGGUUGUUCAAAUUUUGUGCAAUUGUUGGGUUGUCUCCCCAAACAUAUUUUAAUGUCUGGCUUUUAAGAUGACUUCACCUAAGCCUAAAUAUUAAAGUAUAUAUACGCACAA
Messenger RNA from Phacochoerus africanus (Common warthog), 3565 nucleotides. It is a transcript of the gene PPP1R3D, whose product is annotated as protein phosphatase 1 regulatory subunit 3D. Gene Ontology annotation, biological process: regulation of glycogen biosynthetic process. The coding region runs from base 447 to 1346 and encodes 299 amino acids. Gene Ontology annotation, molecular function: protein phosphatase 1 binding; glycogen binding. Gene Ontology annotation, cellular component: protein phosphatase type 1 complex. The record is from RefSeq and is a predicted model, not a curated record. NCBI's taxonomy places the organism in Eukaryota, Metazoa, Chordata, Mammalia, Artiodactyla, Suidae. The transcript has a single exon.